Parasteatoda tepidariorum (common house spider) is the source of this 9834-nucleotide messenger RNA. RefSeq names its product Ubiquitin specific protease 32 (gene Usp32). Gene Ontology annotation, cellular component: Golgi apparatus. Gene Ontology annotation, molecular function: cysteine-type deubiquitinase activity; calcium ion binding. Gene Ontology annotation, biological process: protein deubiquitination. The record is from RefSeq and is a predicted model, not a curated record. Lineage: Eukaryota; Metazoa; Arthropoda; Arachnida; Araneae; Theridiidae.
GGCAUGUCUUUGACUGUUGUUUAUUUCGUGAUUGGUGUUUUGGAAAGCAGAGUGCAGACCGUGCAGACGAAAUUUAUUACGAAUGUUCUAAAUGAUAAAUUUUAAUCUCAUUUAAAUGACGAAUUUUCGUUAUUUAAAAUGGGAGCGAAGGACUCUAAACCUUGUUGUAUAUCAUAUGAAGAAGCAGUCAAAAGAGUAACUGAUGCUGAAUUACGUAGAUUGAAAGAUGCUUUCAAGCGAUCAGCUAAUUUAAAUUGUGUUAUAACAAAACCUGGCUUCAUUAAAGAUGUGCUAGGAGAGUUUGUACCUUUAAAACUUGCUGAAUAUAUUUUUCAAGCUUGUGGUGGUACUAGUAAAGGCAUAAGUUUCAAAGACCUUUUAUGUGGAUUAGUUCUUUUAACAAGAGGAGAAGAACCCGAAAAAAUAAAAUUUAUCUUUUGUUUGUGUUGUAAUGAAGCUGGUACUCAUGUUUACAAAGAUAACCUUGUCCGAUUGGUACAAGCUUGUGAUAAUGGAUAUGUUCCUGAAGCGAUAGCCGAUUGUUUCUCAGAUAGUGAGCGUGUCACAUUUGAAGAAUUCAAAGAUUGGCUUUUGCAUCGACGAGAUGCAACUUCACUUACGAACUGGCUAUUGGUGGAGAAGGACACUGUUACUCUCUCUAAUGAGUUGGAGACACCCACUUUUUAUCAGACACUUGCUGGAGUCACUCAUUUGCAAGAAUCAGACAUAAUUGACUUGGAAAAAAGAUACUGGCUUCUAAAAACACAAUCAAGAAGUGGACGUCUAGAUUUAGAAACUUUAAGACCUCUGAUCUGUCCUCCUGUUCCACUCGUUUUAUGUGAAGGCAUUUUUAAUGCUUUUGAUGAAAAUCAAGAUGGACAUAUUGAUUUUAAAGAGAUGGCUUGUGGAAUCUCAGCUUGUUGUCGAGGUCCACUGACAGAAAGACAAAAGUUUUGUUUCAAAAUUUUUGAUCAAGAUCGUGAUGGAAUUUUAUCAGAAGAGGAAGUUAAAAACAUGGUGCAAGUUCUCCUGUUUGUCAAGAAUGAAAAUAGAAUUUUGUGUCGAAAUGAAGCAAUUAUGUCUUUUUCGGCAUCCGAGAAUCAUGAUUUAAAUGAUGUUGUGAAAGAAAUUAUAGCCAACCAUGACCCUAAUCUAGCUGGUGCUCUAACUUUAGAUGAAUAUUUAUGUUGGACUGUGGGCAAUAAUUUGUCUUUAGAAUUCUUAAAUAUUCUCUUUCAGGUUUGCCAUGUAAUAUUUGGACUUAGGCCAUAUACGAAAGAAGACGAAGGAGACAUUAUUAGAUCUUGGAUAGAAAGAGAAGAAAGAAGAGGAAUGCAGGUUGGAAGCUUGUGGUAUUUAAUAGCAAGUGAUUGGUGGAUUUCUUGGAAUGAAUAUGUAGAUUAUCAGGGACCACUGGCCAGUGGCUGCUGCACCCCCACUUACCCAUCUGGUAGUCUGAAAAGAAACAGUAAGAUGCAGCGUCGGGUAGAUGGAAGUGUUGCACAAACUGACGAUGGUAGUUCCAAUGUUAUUUUAUCUAGCGUGACUAGUGUUGGUGAUGAAUCGUCGACCUCUUUGUCCGAGAGCAUCAGCAGCAUCUUGAGUUCUUUUAACAGUGACAGCAGUUCCAAUGCGCUUUCCCCUGACUCUUUGGGUAAUGGUGGAACAUCUUUAGUGCGAACUAAAAGCAACACAUUACAACCUCCAGAUCUUUUGAGGACGCCAAAUCACUCUCCUAAUGUGAAUCGAAGGAAUAUGUCAUAUGUGCCACAACGUCCUACAUCUAUAGAUAAUACGUCUUUAAUUGUACCGAAUACUUUAAAAGUUAUAUUUUUGACUGGAGAAGGGGGAAGAUUACGUAAAAAUCCAACUUUGUUGAGAGGCAGAGAUUUUGAGUUAGUACCUGAAGCUGUUUGGCGGGCACUUUCUCAGUGGUAUGGUGGUUCUCCUCAAUUGCCCAGACAGGUGAUUUUACCAAGGAAUGGCAUGCCUGAACUAGAAUUGUACCUGCUGACUUUAAAACUUUAUAGACAUCAACCAAACACUGGUAGACCUGUUGCAAAUCCUUGGGCUGGUGCUGUAGGAAAUGUAGCUUCUUCUUAUGGUGGUAAUCCAUCUUUGUACAUGACUAAUUUACCUACUGUUCAUAAGCGCUACUUAGCUUAUCUAGCUUCUUUUAGCCACUUAGCAACAUUGCGUCAAGUGUUUGAGUUCAUAUGUAUGCGUCUACGCUUGAGGCUAGAAGAAACUCGUCUAUGGUUAUAUAAAGAUGAUAGUAAUCUCACACUGCUGGAAGAUGAAAACAGCUCUCUUCAGCAGUUAGGAAUUGAAGAUAAUGAACAAAUUCUCAUUGAAGUGCGAAACAAAGAUCAAACAUGGCCGGAAGAGAUGACUAAUGUAAUGAAUGCAAAAUGGGAUCAGAAAAGCCAAGGUCCUACAGAAAAAGGAGCUACAGGUCUUAAUAACUUGGGAAAUACUUGCUUUAUGAAUGCUGCAUUGCAAUGUGUCAGCAAUACCCAACCUUUAACCUUGUAUUUCAACUCAAAUAGACAUCUUUAUGAGCUUAACAGGAUAAAUCAGCAUGGAAUGAAAGGCCAUAUUGCAAAACGCUAUGGGGAUCUUGUUCAAGAUUUAUGGAGUGGUACUUCUCGAACAAUAGCUCCUUUAAAACUGAGGCUUACAAUUGGGAAAUAUGCACCACGUUUUAAUGGUUUUCAGCAACAUGAUUCACAAGAAUUAUUGGCUUUUCUAAUUGAUGGACUUCAUGAAGAUUUAAAUAGAGUUCAUGAAAAGCCUUACUCAGGUCUGAAAGACAGUGACGGGAGACCUGAUGAAGAAGUUGCUUUUGAGGCAUGGGAAAAUCAUGUUCGCCGAGAACAAUCAAUUAUUGUGGACUUAUUUCAUGGGCAAUUGCAAUCUACUGUCACUUGCAAAGUGUGUGGUCAUACGAGUGUUCGCUUUGAUCCUUUUAACUACCUGUCUUUGCCCCUUCCAAUGGAAUCCUGUAUACAUCUAGAAAUAGUUGUGAUACGUUUGGAUGGUAGCAAACCAGUGAAAUAUGGUCUUCAGCUCAAUCAUGAUGACAAAUAUACUGCUCUUAAGCAACAGUUGGGGAAACUUUGUAAUUUAAACCCUCAGCAAUUGCUCGUGACUGAAGUGUCAGAAGCAACUUUUAAGAGUAUACCAUUAGAUGAUAAUCGAAUCAGAAUCGUGGGUGGUAGUAGCUUUUAUGCUUAUGAGCUUUACUUUCAACAAGAUUAUGUCAUGGAAGAAGAAGCAAGGCCAACUAGAGAAACACAUACUUUGACUCAAAUCCAAAGAAUGCCUUUGUCAGAUUCUUCCUCUAAAGUAUUUCCUUCACCCAUUCUCAAGAAAGCUCCUGCCGUCACCUUGAAUGGGGAUGCCUACAAAAUUAGCAAUGAACGAGAAUGUGGUGAUGGUCCAGGAAAAUCUAUAUUUUCUGUUGGAGAUUCUGACAGUGAUAGCACAAAUUCUCAGAUGAACAGUCCACCUGUUCAACAGUCUCAGGGUCCUUGGAUUUUAGGGGGUGCUCCAAAUUAUACAUCAAAUAUGUCAUCUAGUAUGGUUAGCAAUUCAUCAACUGGAGAAUUCAAUUCUGAUUUCUAUCAAAAGAAUUUUGUUGUUGGUUAUCAUAGAAAAAUGAUAAGGCAAGAUGUAUAUUUUCUUUCAAGUCAAAAGUGUCGACCCACCUUGUUUGGACUUCCUCUAAUUCUUCCGUGUCACGAAAUGACUACAAAUCAAGACCUAUACCAAGCAGUGUGGACACAAGUUGCUCGACUAGUGUCUCCAUUGCCUCCCUCUGAAACUGCAGUAUCAAACCAUGCACAAGAUUGUGAUGACAGUUUAGGUUAUGAAUAUCCUUUUACAUUGAAGGCAGUUCAAAGAAAUGGCUAUCUUUGUGCUCAUUGUCCAUGGUACAGGUUUUGCCGAGGUUGUAAAAUAGAAUGUUGUGAUGCAGAUUUCAAUUUUGGUUGUGCAGUUAUCGCCAUAGAUUGGGAUCCCACUGCCUUACAUCUACGUUAUCAAACUUCAUUAGAAAGGGAUUUCAUUGAGCAUGAAAGUGUUGAUGCUACUAAGAGAUUACAAACAGAGCCUAUUAACUUAGAUGACUGUUUAGAAGCUUUCACUAAAGAAGAACAGUUGGGAGAAGCUGAGAAAUAUUAUUGUUCAAAGUGCAAAGAGCAUCAGUUAGCUUCAAAAAAAUUGAAUAUUUGGCGAUUGCCUCCUAUUCUUAUUGUUCAUUUGAAAAGAUUUCAGCUGCUACAUGGACGAUGGGUUAAAUCGCACAAGAUAGUUCAAUUUCCCUUUGAGGACUUUGACCCUACGGAUUAUCUGGCCCAGGUGCCUCGUGAAACAAUCAUCAAAGCCAGGGGUCCAUCUAAUAAUGUGCAAAUCAUCAACCAUCUUGAUCACAAUGAUAACUGUGCUGGACAGUCUUCUAAUCAAAAUGUUCCUAGUCAAAAGAAACUUAUUAGUGAUAGUUUAUUUACAAAUGAAUCCAUAGAAAUCUGUAAUGGAGAGAUUGCCACUGAAUCCUCAUUUAUUUCUGAUUUGCCAGAUUAUCACCAGCACAGGUUAGCUGAUGCUGACCCUUUCUCCAUGAAAUAUAGGUUAUAUGCAUUAGCAUGUCAUUCAGGUAUCCUGGGUGGUGGCCAUUAUGUAUGCUAUGCAUACAAUCCUAAUAAUAAGUGGUAUUGUUACAAUGACAGCAGCUGCAAGGAAGUGCAACGUGAUCAAAUAGACACAGACUCUGCCUACAUGUUAUUUUAUGAAAGAGAGGGUAUUGACUACGAGCAAUAUAUGCCAGAUGUUAAAGGUAAAGUGCCAGAUACUAGUGACAUAGACGCUGAAUUUGAAACAGAUUUUCGAAAAAUGUGUAGUCUUUCAUAAAUUGAGCUUUUUUUUCCUCCCCAAGAUGACAUUUCUUAUAUCUCUACAAGACACGUAAGCUCUCACAUCAGACUGAAAAAUAUCCAAAGCAAUUUUUGUGUUUUAUUUAAGUCGCCAACUGGAGGCAAGAAUCAGCCGGCAAUUACCUAGUCCUGAGAAAUGUGCAUCAUCACAUUAUGCCAAGUAAUUCUAUUUCAAUGUUGGUUUCUGUAUAAAUUGUUUUUUUUUUUCUUCUAACGUUGUGAUGCAUCUUUGCUGAUAUGUCUUGUUAAAUGAAUAAUUUUGCUAUUCUGUGUGAUAGUAGUAAGGGAUAUUCAUCAUGAAGAUGCUAUUCAUUUCUUUUGUCAUUCCAUAUGUUUUUCUUUCAUUUCAUUGUCUCAUUUGAAAACAUAUUUAUGAAAUAUUUGAAAAAAAGAAUGACCGUAGUAUGUUAGAAAUGAAACUACAUAAUUUAUACAACUGUUUUAAAUAAAUGAGGCAAAACAUUUUUGCAAAGAUUAAAUUAAAGGUAAUUAUUGAUUAAUAAUUGAAAUCUAGAUUUGAUUUUCAUUUUAAUAAAGACACAAAUUUUAUUACAAUGAAAUAGAAAACUGUGUAAUUUAUUGAUUUUGUUACCAAAUAAAAUCUAUCUAUGGCACUAUUUAAAGUAUAAUGGUUGAUAUAAAUUCUUUUUUUUUCUCUCUUUAAUUGUUAAGAUUUUAACUCUUGAAUUAUUUCAUGUUAUUAUUUUAUACUAAAAUUUUUUUUCUUCAUUAUUUAUUGAUAAGAGACUGAAUGGUAGAAAUAUUAUUACAAGUUUUAUUCCUACAUUAUUUUUUCUUGAACAUUAAGGAGAUCAAUUGCAGAAAGCCUUUUUAAUUUGUUGACAUUAUUUUUUUUUAUGUUUGUCAUAAUAGGAAUAAAAAAUGUUUUCUAUAAAUAAGUCUGUAUAGUUUAACUUUUUUGUAUUAUAGAGAUUACUUUCAAACCUUAUGUCUUAUGAUUGCUAUUUUAGACUUACUUCAUAUUUAUUACUUACUGAAUGCUAGUUAUUUUUGAUUAAUCACUUUUUUUAAUAAAUGUUAUUUAAGAGUUAAUUUUCUAACAUACUUAGGUUGUUGAAAAAAGGAAAAAAGAAAGAAACUUUACAUUUCAUACCUCUGUAUCAUAUGUUAUUUAAAUUCUUUUUUGUUACUGAUUUAAAGAGCUGCUAGUCAGAUAAAAGUUAUUAAUAAUGAAAUAUCCCUUUAUAUUGUUUUUACUACAUUUUCCUUGAAGUCUGCUUGAAACCACUUCAAAAAUUGAACUAGUCUUAUGUAUGUUUCAUUCAGUUCCCAAUAUUUUAUGAUGUUCCAAUAUUAGCUAAAUAUUUUAAAGGAUAAAUUUAAUAAAACUUGUCAUUCUUCAUCUUGUACAUUGUAUGAUAACAUACAUAAUUUUAUUUACAAAAUAAUUUAUUUGCAGUCUUUAUAUAUAUUUUUUUUCGUUAUUUGUCUUUAUAAACAAUUUUGAAUAAUGUUUCUUAAAAUACAAGCAUUAAAUAUGUUGUUUUUUGUAAAUUAUUACCAAAUUUUGAAAUGUGUAAUGUAAAUUGUAUAGUUCAAUGAUAAAGUUUUAGUGCUAAAUUUUUAAGCAUAGUUGUUUUAAAGGGGGGGGGAAAUGAAUUUAUUAAGUAUUCUAAAAUUUUGGAUAAAAAAUAGUUUGUUAAAAUAGGGGGAUUGUCUAUUGCGAUGGACAACAAAAGGAUUAGGUGGAUCUAAGUUAGAGAAAAUUUUCUCUUUUAUUUCAAUAUUUUAUUUUUCAUAUUUAAUUCGAUGUUUUAUUCGUUUUUUUUUUAAAUAUAUAUUUGGUCAAUUUCAUCUUAAAUGAAAAACAAUGUACGAAUAACAAAAUGCGUAUAGAUUAUACCAACUAAAUAUUAUAAUAGUUUUCUAUUCUUGGUGUGAUUGAUUAAAUGAAAAAUACUGAAUCUUUAUGUUGUAAAGUUAUUCAUCAUAAUGUUAUUUUCAUAAUUAACAAGCUUAGUUAAUUCUCCUUUAAAAUAUGUACUUUUUUUAUCACAUACUGAAAGUAUAAAAAAAACAUUGCAACUGACUCCUACUCAUAUAUAUAAAAAAUAAAUGCAUUAAACAUCAUAAAAAGAAAAUUUGCAUCGGUUUUAAAAAAAACUAUUUUGGAAAGGUAUGAUUAAAUGCUACAAUUUCUUUGAAAUAAUCUCAACAUAAAAAUAUUUAUAUUUGGUUGGAAGGUUUGAAAUGAUGUAUAUUUCAUGGUGCACUGAAACUUUUUGUGUUGAAUCUUCAUUUGGUUUUUAAGCGAUUUUGAUGAGUGAGUUAUUGAUUCCAAUAUAAGUAUUGGUGCAAAUUACUGUCUGUUUACAAACAUUCUACAUUUUUCUAGUAAAAGUGCCCUUAUAUUAUUGUGCUAUUCUCAGGUUAGCCACGAGUUUUUCUUUUGUAUAUAGCAAUGUAAACACUGUGAUUCUACUGAAAUUCAAUGUAUCCUUUAGAUAAGACAACUUUUAUGAAAUGACAGAUAUUGUUUCAAAAAUUUUUGACUAUUCGUCUAAAAUAGUUUCCCUAGAUUUCCCAUUGCUUUAUUCUUUUUUAGUUUUAUCAAAUCAUUUAUGUUGAUAAAUAUUUUUCCUUCUCUUUUGAGAAAAUCUUUCAUAAAUAAAAUGUAAUUAAGAUAUAAUAUUUGUUUUUUAAAAGUUUGAGACAUGUAUUCAGUUGUUGUACAUUGAAAAUUCAACCACUAAAUUUUUUUUAUACAAAAAUUUAUUCAUCAACUCUUAUUAUUUAAAUAUAGUUGUUUUAGCUAAAAUUUGUUUCUUGAGCAUAAAACAAAAUAUAUUUUAUCCCUGAAAACUAAGAAUUUUAUAAAGAUCAAACCAGUUUCUAUUUUAACGUUUUAAUUUCAUAAAUGUUUUUGGAGCAAUUUUCUUCGUACUUUUAAUGCAUGUAAAUAAGACUAAUCUGUAUAAUAAAGUAAAACUUUUGUUUUUAACUGAUAGGCUGUUAUUUUAAUUUAUUUUAAAUACCAGUUUAAUUUCGACUAUUAUAUAUUGUAUUGAUAGAAUUUCAAUCAAAAAUGUUAAAAUACAUUUAUAAUUACUCAAACUUUUAACUAUAAAUUAGUUUUUAAAUUGAGAGAAUACUUCUGUAUUUCUCAAUGUAAUCAAAUAAUUGCCCCUAGCCAUUCAAGGCUAAUUUAAGAUGCCACUUUCCACGCAAAACAGCUUAGACACAAUUAGAAAAACUUUCUACUUUAGUUAUUCUAAUGAUCAUUAAAAUUUAUAAGUUCACAGUUAUAAGAUUUAUUUUCUUUAUCAUUUUUGUGGGCUUUGCAAUGCUAUGCUCAUUUUUAUGCUACGCUAUACUUUAAUCGCAUUUGUCUUGUUAUGUUUGGAGAAAAUAGCAGCUUUAAAGUUCUCGUAUUAUUAACAAAAAUUUGUGAUAGCAAAGCUUUCAGUAUAUUAAUUUUUGUCCUAAUUUUAUCAUCUUGAAAAAUGAAUUUUGCAUGUACUAUUCUUUAGGGUCAGUUUUUCCUUUGUCCAAAUAUACUCCAUUUGCUAAUUGAUUUGUGAUUAUUUUCAAUGGUAAUUAUAGCAAAAAAAAAUACUUUUUUUCAUUGUCUAUUGCUCAAUGUGCAAUUUUCUUGAAGCUGACACAAAACUUACCUUCAAAAGUAGUUUUGUGAAUGCUUUUAUACAGUACUCCAUUUUUAAGCGUGUAAAAUCAUUUUGAUUUAUAAUAAUUCAAAUUCAAUUAAAAUUCUGGAGAGAAAAACAAUUCAACAUAUCGUUUAUUUUCCUCAAAAAGUAUAAAAUUUGUUGUUUGCCAAUUUUCAUCUAAAAGUUUUGUAACAUUUUUCAUUUUUUCCUAUCAGAUACACAUAAACUAUUUAAGCAUAUUGUUUAUUCUACCUUUAAAAUGUGUGUGCUUUAUGAAUGAAAUUUUAAUUUUUCGGUCUUAGGAUUUUUAUUAGUAUUAUUCAUUUAUAACCAAUAUAAUAAUUGUAAAAUAUGAAACCUACCCUAGUUUUCAAGUGAUCAUUUCUAUUUGAGAAAAUUUUUAUAUAAAUUUGUUUAAUGUUUAGUAAUUAAAAACAAAAUGUCAUAAAAAAUAUUUCUGAAUUUCUAAGUGAGAAAAUAUUUUAUAAAAUGAUUUUUUAACAAAUGUUUCGAGAUAAAAGGAUAAGACUUGAAUUUGCAGCUCUUUAAAAUUUAUAUAUUUUGUCCUUUGCCUACCUUUUUGCGUUUUUUUUUAAUUUCCUUUUUUAAACAUAUAUUAAUAUCGCUUAACCGACUUCGCAAUACUUUUCAAUUCAUGUUUUAUUACUAUUAAAAUAAGUUUUCUAUGUUACUCUAGUUUUUGUUAAUUUUUUAAGUUAUGUACGAUUGUAUAAGUUGCAAAGAUGAAAUACCUUGCCAAAGCAAAUAUAUAUAUUAUAGAAAUAUUGUUAUGUUUGAAUUGUUCUGUUUUGUUCUAGCUUUGUUAUAGUUAUUUUGAAUAAUGUCACAAAUUAGUGCCAUGAUCUAUUACUUAGGUAAUUUUUUUUCUUUCUUUUAGUUAUUUCUCACAUUAGCUUUUUGAUCUGAUAUUUAACAUAAAUUGUAACUCUUUUUUUUUUUUCAUUGCUAACUUUGCAAUGGUUCUAUUUUUUUCAAUACAAAAUUGCAAUAGUCACUUAAUUUGUAUUUAUUUUCCUUUAACAUUAUAUAUAAAAUAUUUGUGUGUAUGUCUGUAUACAUGAUUGUUGAAAGUGCAGUUUUUCUAAGUGUGGCUUGUAAAAAUGGAAAUAUAUAUAUUAAAACUCAUAACGAAUGUUGAUCAUUCCUUAUGUACGUGUAUAUAACAGAAAAUGUUAUCUUGCCAUAGUGAUGUGCAUUGGUUAUCUUUUAAAAAUAUUAUUGAUUUUGCAAUAAAAUUUGCUAGAAUGUUG